CACUGGAAAAAGUAUGUCGCAUCGAGUGUAUCGAAGACGACAGACCAAGAAACUGUCGUAAUUAGGUGUGAUUUUUAUAAUUCUACCAUUCAUAAAAACGCAUUCAUGGUCCAAAAACGAGAAGAAAUACAUUUUAAAAAACAUUAAUACAAUAAUACGUAUGUAAAAAUCACUAAAAGACAGUAAUUCAUGUAGACGCAUAGAUUAGCAAAACUGAUUUUUUUUUCUGUUUUUAGUUACGAGAUGGGUUUUUUUUCUUUUUGGACACAAUGAGACGAGAAGAAAUCAAGUGUCUUCUACCUGCGCAUGACACCAAGCGAUUAGCCAAGGUUUCACCACCAGCACCUGUCGACAAUCAUCAGUCGGCGAAGAUUCAGUCCUCGUCUUUGGGAACAAACAGCACAAAGCCAACAGCCAGCAUCACGAUGACGGACGUACCGAAGGCACCUGCACUUUGUUCUCAAAGAUGGAACCUCGCUGUAAUGUGUUUCUUCGGCUUCCUUUUAUCCUACGUUGUUCGUAUGAACCUGAGUGUGGCCAUCAUCUGCAUGGUGCGCGCGCCGCAAGUCAACGUCACUUCCGCGGAUCAAAGAAACUUGGGAAAACACGGACUAACCUCUGAAGUCAGCUCUGGUCUUCUGAAUGUGACUGCAGACACCAAGACAGCAGAGGAGUAUACAACUGAUGAAAAUUACUGCGGUCUGGAAAUAAUAAAACCAGCCUCAUCUUCGAAUAAUGGUGAAUUUGACUGGGAUAAGAGGACGCAAUCUCUGCUUUUGGCCAUGUAUUUCUACGGGUACAUUUUCACUCAAAUUCCGGGUGGCUGGCUGGCCGGUCGCUACGGUGGGCGGCGUGUGUGGGCGGUCAGUCAAACCAUCUGUGCCCUCAGUACCCUGGCCACGCCCCUCGCUGCACGUGCCCAUGUCUACCUGGUCUACGCCCUCAGGUUUCUCCUGGGAUUAGCUGCGGGUGUAUCGACUCCCUGCGUUUUCUCCAUCAUGGGCAGGUGGGCUCCGAAGCUGGAGAGAAGCAAACUAAUGUCAUUCUGCAUCACUGGAUUUUCAGCUGGAAAUAUUCUGACCUUUUCGCUGUCCGCCCUUCUGUGUGUUUAUGGGUUUGACAACGGCUGGGGCUCCAUAUUCUACCUGUCUGGUGUAGGUAACCUCCUGUGGGUCGUGGUAUGGUGUAUAGUGACGGCCGACACACCAGCUCAACACAAGAGGAUCAGCGAGGUGGAAAGGAACUACAUACAGAGUUCCAUUGGUGACACCCUCGAGAAAAAAGAAAUCUUGCCAACGCCAUGGAGAGGUAUUUUUACAUCAGCUCCUUUCUGGGCGUGUGUUGUUGCUGAAAUUUGUAGUACAUACACUGCAUAUACACUACAGACGUCACUUCCUGCUUUUAUGAAGGAGUCAUUGAAAUUUGAUAUCAAACAGAACGGAGUUCUAUCGGCCUUGCCCUACCUGUGUCAAGCAGUGAUGUCCACCUUGUCGGGGCAAGUGGCGGACACGUUGAGAAACAGGGACAUCCUCAGCACCAAGAACACCAGAAAGCUCUUCUAUUUUGUGGCGUCCUUUGGAUCCGCCACAUGCAUCGUGUCUGCUGGCUACGUGAGUUGUACUCAGCGACCCCUGGCGGUGUUCCUGCUGUGCCUUUGUCUUUGUUUCCAUGGCUUGAGCAGCGUCAGCUUUUUUGUCAAUCACUUUGAUCUCGCCCCUAGACAUGCUGGGGUGACAUCUGCCAUAUCGAACACGGUAGCCACGGCAUCUGGCAUGGUCGCGCCGCUGGUGGUUGGAGCCCUGACGCCAAACAGAACAGCUGAAGAAUGGCGUCACGUGUUCUACGUCUUCGCCGCUGUGUCCGUUGUGGGAGCGAUGGUGUACGGCAUCUUUGCGGAGGGAGAGUUACAGAGCUGGGCGGCUCCUCCACCUGUGGACGACACUGUAAAGGAAGAAAGCGCUAAACUGGAAGACGACAGCGAGAAUGAUGCUCAUACCAUCUUCUAGUGAAUAGACGUUUCUGUAGGGGACGUCACCCAAAACUUACGAUGAUCUUGUGUCCCCACAAAAGAAGAGCACCAUCAUUUAGCAGCCACAAAAGUAGAAUCUAAGUAAUAUCUCUUUUUAUAUUUAAAAAAGUUGGACAAGUUGAACUGUUUACACUUUAUACGACAAAAGAAAUGUGAUGAACUAUUAAUUGAACCUGUUUUAAACUCUAUAGAAGAAAGAUAUUUAGGAAGCAAGAAUUUGCUUACGCUGUGUACAGGAGACCAAAUUUGUCGGAAAUUUCACAAGUUUAUUUUCUCUGACACACAUUGUCACAUCCAGACCCCUACAUGCAUUAAAGAAAUGAGCAUAAAUAUACUUGAAGGCUCUAUGAAUGUGGAAAUAAAGUGAGAAACAAA
Messenger RNA from Pomacea canaliculata, 2404 nucleotides. Its product is annotated as sialin-like. NCBI's taxonomy places the organism in Eukaryota, Metazoa, Mollusca, Gastropoda, Architaenioglossa, Ampullariidae. Bases 270 to 2006 code for a protein of 578 amino acids. The record is from RefSeq and is a predicted model, not a curated record. Gene Ontology annotation, biological process: monoatomic anion transport; transmembrane transport. Gene Ontology annotation, molecular function: transmembrane transporter activity. The transcript has 12 exons.